This is a messenger RNA of Megalopta genalis, 16178 nucleotides long. NCBI's taxonomy places the organism in Eukaryota, Metazoa, Arthropoda, Insecta, Hymenoptera, Halictidae. The record is from RefSeq and is a predicted model, not a curated record.
UGUCAGCCGUGGACCGAAGAAAUCGGUCGAAUACACGAAGAUGGCUGCUGCCACUGAAUUAUUAAAUACUCUCGCCGAAACAGCGAUUUUUCGAAAGAAAAUGUAGAAUUAUCCGGGUUGCGACGCGUUUCAGGUAAUAAUUAAUCUGUUCUCAGUGAGUUUAGUUAAUGUCCGCGAUCUGUUUGACUGGUGUUGCUCGCGAGAAUCCGUGGGCGGUUACGAGGAGACGGUUCCAACGUCAGCUCACUCUAACUUGACAUUUUGACAGCCGACAGACGUAAAUAUUGAGCCGAACCAUCGUCGAAAGACAGUGUCACCGAUUGGAGAGGCGAGAAUUCUCGUGACGUCUCGUGACACGAACACGAACAGAUUGAUUCGGUCGUGUUCAAUGAACCAAAUAACUUGGUAUUCUCGACGAGUCGUCUCCCAGCACGACGCGUGCCAUUUUCAAAUGUUACACGUUUGCUCGAUAUGUUAACAUCUCGAGUCUCGAGUGACAGCACGAUCGCCGAUCUAAUGUGUCGGAAGACCGUUCGUUAAAGUUUUGUUGCUUUUCGCAGCAAUCAUCUCCUUGACGAAAUCCACCGAUCGUUUUCUAAAAGAUAUCUGUUACAUAGUGGUGUACGAUACCGAGUAUUUCGAUCAUUUUGAAUCGUACACUUGUGACAACAUACAUUUUCGUUUCUCUCUACCUGUACAUCGCCUCGAUGCGUUUCUUCGCGAAUUAUCAGUUUCCCGUGUUGUUUACAAUUCGUCUCGACCGUACAAAAUCAGUGCGAUAUUAUUGAACAAGCAAUUCAUAGUGUUAUGGAUUCCCGUUCUAUGCAUCUUACGCGCGUGUUUAUAUAAUUUGUAAUGUCGGAAAUGAUCCUGAAUCGCUGUAAUUUAACGUAUUCUAUCAUGAGUUCAGCACUUGGCAAAUAUUUCUUGAAUACCACAUAAAAGGUAUUUCAAAUUGUUGUUCCUUACCGAACUUCACAAAUCUUGUCAGUGCAUUGAAAAUGUAGAUUUAACUUUGUGAAAAAAGUAAAAUGUAACAAUUGUAAUUUAUGCAAUAUCCAUCAUGAUGGAUAAUCAAAUUCUAAGUAUGAACAUAAUGCGUAAAUUACGGGCGGCUACCAGUGUUGGAGGCAUGAGUUCCAGCAGUACAAGUGGUUUAGACGACUGUGUGGGGACCACAAAUCCCCAGCACACUGCUCUAGGUCUCAUGCAUCUUAAGAAACUUUUUUCCGAGUAUACCCAUCCUGCACAUCCCCUCUCAGAUGCUGAACGUGAUGACAAGCUGUACAAUAUGUUGCCAUUAUUUUGCAAAGUAUUUGGAUCUAGUCCUGCAGGAGACAUGAGUGAGAAGUUUUGGGAUAUCUUGGCAUUUACGCAGCAAGUGUCUAGAUUAAUGGUAUCUGAAAUCAGGACAAGGGCAAGCAAUCAGAGUACAGAGACAGCAAGUUGUGCCAUUGUAAAAUUUUUAGAAAUUGAGAAUAGCGAAGAAUCAAGUAAUGGUUGGAUGUUGUUGUCUGCAUUAAAUUUACUUGCAGCUGGUGAUACUUCUCUAAUACAGGCAAUGACUACCGCUUCUGUGCCCUCAACACUGGUGAAAUGCCUGUAUUUAUUUUUUGAUUUACCCGAAAUGAUAGAUGACGAAGCUGAUCUUACAGAUGCAAAUAGCGAAUUUACUCCAAAGCAACGUAGGAUACUAUUACAAAAAAUAUUUGUGCAAUUAUUGGUGAGAUUAUGCAGUCAUCCUUACCCAGCGGAAGAACUAGCUCGCAAAGAUGAUCUUACCUUAUUAUUCUCAGCAAUAACUAGUUGGUGCCCUCACUAUAAUGUGAUGUGGCGUAAAAGCGCAGCAGAAGUAUUAAUGACUUUGUCUCGUCAUGGACUUACCCAAAAUGUAGUGAGUUACAUUCAUAAGAAAGGGUGUAUAGCACAUUGUGUUGAUAAUAUGCAACGUGUACCUGAGCUGGCACCAUUGGAAGUAGUAGAAAUGUUUGUCACAGUAUUUUGUUUUUUAAAAGACUCUAGCGAAGUCUCGCAGACUCUCCUAGAUGAUUUUCGCGCUUGUCAAGGAUAUAUCUUCCUAUCAGAAUUUUUAUUAAAACAUGCUCCAUCGAGAUUGGAGCAAGACAGUAGAGCAGAAGCACAAGAUGCUAUACGAAACUUGGUUCUGAUGUUGGCAUCUUUAACCAUGUGUGGACAUACUGAAUUGAAACCUAGUCAAGCUAGUAUGGGAUCUUUAUUUCAAAUGCUUGGCUUCACCUUACCACAACCUAGUAACAGAGGCGGAAGUGUUCGAAAUAUCCAAGCAUUUCAAGUAUUACAAUCAGUCUUUGUGAAGUCUAACUCAUCUCUUUUAUGUUGCACGAUUCUUGACGCAAUAUCUAGCGUGUAUCACAGUGAUAAUGCCAAUUAUUUUAUACUCGAAGGGCAGAACACAUUGUCUCAAUUUGCAGAAAAGAUUCAUUUAAAAAACCGGGAAAUACAGGAGAAGUUCUUUCAGCUAUUGGAAUUUAUAGUGUUUCAACUUAAUUUCGUGCCUUGUAAAGAACUUAUAUCUUUAUCUAUACUACUCAAAACAAAUAAUUCAACUAGCUGCAGUAUAUUAUGUAUGGAAACCCUGCUUAACAUAUUGAGGCACAACAGUAUAUUUAAGGAUGUGUACCGAGAAGUAGGUAUGUUAGAAGUAUUUGUUACGUGUCUUCACCGCUAUGCAACAUUACUUAAAGACAAACAAGCUGCAUACAAUCAAGGAUCAGAAUACAAAAUAUGCCCAGAGGAUGAACGAUUGGGUGCCUUAGUAAUGGAAGCCUUGACGACAUUAUUAGCAGCCAAUGUUCAAAAUGCUAAUGUCUUCAGAGAAUGUGGUGGUGCACGUUGUGCUCACAAUCUUGUACCAUACAUGGACUGUCGGUACCAAGCACUUGGUAUUGUUAGGGAAUUGAUACUUAGCGCAGGGGGUGAUGAUGACAUGGCUACAUUAUUGGGUGUUAUGCAUUCAGCACCUUCUAAUGCUUUAAUUUUGAAGACACACAUACUGAAAUCUUUAUUGGCGUGUUUACGGGAAUCUCACCGAACCAGGACCGUUUUCCGUAAAGUGGGAGGUUUCGUCUAUGUAAUGUCUGUUUUAGUGUCUCUGGAGGCUCAGUUGGGCACGCAAAGGGUGGAGGGCACCGAGCCCUGUAAUGAUAUAAUAAAAAGAACACCGCAGGAAGAAGCACAAUUGUUAACGCUCUUGCACGUUGUAUUUCACACAAUAAGUACAGCUAUGAGAUUCGAGCCGGCAAAUGCGAAAUUUUUUCAUCACGAGAUAUGCCAGUCGAGUUUAUGUGAUACUUUGCGGCUUCUCGGUUGUUUCUCCACGCAAACGAAGCUUAUGGAGAUUGACCUGAUACCGACUACAAAUUAUCAUAAUAUGUUGUUAACGUUAUUCACUGGAAGCGUGUUGGAACCUGUGUUUCCAGAUCCCAUGCCGAAGACAUUAGCAUACGCGUGUUUAUUGCUACGACUUUUGUACGAUGUAGCACUGGACUCGUUCGACAAGCCAAAUUUGGCAGGCUUAGGCAUGAGGUCGCCAAGUCAUAAACAAAAUAGCGUUGAGCAACAAAAAUCGUUUGACUCUCCUGGAAGCGGAAAGAGGAGCGUCUUAAACUCAUUAAACCUAAAUCCUCCUACUCCAGAGCCAAUAGUAGUUCAUCCCGGUAUAGUUGUUGGGAUGUUGCACUUGCUUCCAUCGAUUUCGGAGGCGUCGAAUACUCAAAUGGCUUUAGCUUUGCAAUUGUACGUGGCUGAAAUCAUUAAAAGCUUGGUACGCUCGGAGAGGAAUCAACAGAUAAUGUGCGACGCUGGAAUGGCGGGCGAAUUAUUGUCUGUAGGCAGAAUUGCUUUGCAGGAUGAGACACAUCCUUUACAUCAACCGCUACAAUACAUCAUAGAAAGAUUAGCAGCACAAUCUCUAGAACCACGAGAUUUGAGAGAGUUCUUGCGAUUAGGCGAUCCAUUGUGUUGCAACUCACUCGAUGAGAUUGAACCAAAUAAACCUAGGGGAGGUCCUGUACCGCUGACACGUAUCAAGACUUUAGUAUCAAUGACAACGCCAAAGGACUUUCGAGCACAUGGUUCAUGCACUCUGCCACCUUUCGUAGAACUCGAUAUGAGCGCAGAAGGAUUUGCUUGUUUGUACUUACCAAGCGUUGCACCGCAGAGUACAACCCCACCUACGGUGGUGGCUGCUGAUAGCAGUGUACUCGGCGGAAUUGGUUCAGGGGACAGACUAUUUCCUCCGCAGACCGGGCUCACUUACAGUACCUGGAUAUGCGUUGAUAAAUUCAGCGAUCCUAGAACCGACCCCCAUUGCGUACGAUUAUUGACGUUAGUUCGAAUUCCGCAAUCAGCAAGAGAUCUGAUUUGUCUGACUGCAGUCCUUAGUGCUAGAGAUAAAGCUAUUAUUGUAUCAACACAGGAAACACCAAUGUCGCAAACUCGCUUAGACGUAGGCGAAUGGGAACCAGAAGGCACCGGUGAGUGCGGGGCAAGAGUUUGGUGUCCUGAUUUGCUCCAUGAAGGACAAUGGCAUCAUAUAGCCAUAGUACUGAACCGUGCUGUAUUAAAAAACUCGAGCUUUUCGUUAUAUCUGGAUGGUCAACAUAUUCACAGUCAAAAGCUUCAUUACAUCACGCAAGUUCCUGGAGGAGGAGUAGCUAAUUUGACUGUAGCAUCACCGGUUUAUGGAUACAUAGGUACACCGCCUUGUUGGCGACGAUAUUCCCGAUUAGCCUGGAAGCAAGGGCCGUGUCACUUGGUGGAAGAGGUCUUUAAUUCACAGAGCAUAGCAACGCUGUUUAAAUUGGGACCGCAUUAUAUGGGCAGUCUACAAUCUCCGCAAUUAUCAGCACAAGAACCUUUGACGCCUCUCGUUGCGGAAGAGAAAGUUGUGUUUGGAUUGAAUGCUAAAGCGAUGUCGCAAUUAACGUUAGCUAAAAUUAGAAAAGUCUACAGUCGGGCCGAUAAUAAAUCAAUUGCUAAACAGCUUGGGAUGUCGUCACACGAAAAUGCUACGCCAAUUAGAGUCCUUCAUAAUUCUUCAGGACACCUUAGUGGUCCAGCAAGGGCGCUAGGAGGCGUGGUUGUUGGUUACCUUGGCGUUCGAGUUUUUAGUCCUCGACCUGUGGCUACAAUGAUCGACAAUGUCGGAGGAUGUUCCGUAUUGCUAGGUCUAAUAGCCAUGGCUCAAGACGUCGAAUCCCUGUACGCUGCCGUUAAAGCAUUAGUUUGCGUUGUAAGAUCGAAUCAGGCAGCUCAGCAGGAAAUGGAUCGUCGAAGAGGCUAUCAAACUUUGGCAAUGCUGCUACGGAGAAAAUGCCCUCUUUUAAACAGUCAUAUUUUACACUUGACAUUCAGUCUUGUAGGCACGGUUGACAGUGGCAGGGAGACGAGCGCGAUACCGAAUGUUACAGCAUUUCAAGAUCUCCUUUGUGAUUUACAAGUUUGGCACGAAGCACCAGGAGAACUAUUAAGAUCGCUCUUAGAACAUUUGUAUGAAUUGAUAGCAGAGUCGAGCGAGAAGAGGACAAAUUUACGUUUGAUGAGGGAUUUGCAAUUAGUGCAUAAAUUGUUGCACAUCUUAAGCGACGUCAAACAAAGUACCACGCGACAGAUUUUGCUCGCGUUACUUAGCAUUUUAUUGAGUCAGCCUAGACAAGCUGAUUUGCUUUGGUUUGGUCAAUUCAUUGUGGCUACAUUACCCCAGAGUUCGGAGAAGCAUUUAAUUCUUCGAGAAAGCGAAGGUAAUAAAGAAGGAGAGGGAGAGCAUAUACUUCUGCGAAACCGUUGCUUGCAGCUCUUACAUUCUUUGUUGUUUAAUGGACCCAAAGUGAAUGUAAAUAUGUGUGAAGAACUAUCUAAAGUAUUAGGCCUAGAUUGGAUAUUACUGUUUCUUCAAUCUGGUCUUCACAGUACAACAGUGAUAUGGGGAUUGCGAAUAUUGGUAGCCGUCUGUUCAGUGCAACCAAUAUUACAGAAAUUUAAAGAAGGAACCAGCAAUGGUGGUUGGCUACGACACACGGACCAUAAUAAAAUGGCACUCGCACUUGGUUGUCAUCAGCAAAUGUCGGGUGGUGAGACUAAACCAUCUAGUCUUCAUGUACCAGGAUUUCAACAUUUAGGAUGGCUAUUGCCACAGCAUGUGGACCUCGUACCAGAAUUAUAUUUCCUCUUUAUCGCCCUCAUGAUGGGACAACCUGUUAAAUUAUUGCCUACCGAUUCAAAAGUCAUUUUAAAACUUGACUUGGAUAACGUGUGGAACUUCUUGUUCGGUGUACCAGCAAAUCACACGCUAUCAUCUUUUGCGAGUAGAAUUAAUCUCUGCCCUGAAGCUGUAGUCACUCUGCUGGCCAUGGUGCGAACAAUGCUUAAUAACUACUCAAUUAAUCCUGAAUCUCUGCCUGACUGGUUAAGUGACUAUCCAGUGACAAUAAUACAGUUCCUGUUCUUCCUGUAUCACAACUUCACAGACUUCAUGCAAGUGUUCAUGUCGGCGGAAGUGCUGGGCGCGUUGGCUGGCGCAUUGUUCCCAAAACCUACGAGUUCUAGCCAAGAUAGUAGCGGAGCUAGUACUCCGGCAGACGAGCAAGAACCAGUAUUAGUGAGAUCUCCGUCAAAGGACGUCGGUUUAACAAAUCACCCAGCAAAGAAAUUCGUCAUGGACUUCUUGAGGGUCAUUGUGGUAGACUCCCUUUCUCUACCAGUCACUGCAAAGUCUCCGCCAGCCAUCGAUUUGGUUUUGGAAGCGUGGCCAGAGCAUGCGUCCACUGGUCAACAGACGCGUUAUCAAACGGAAGUUCUGUCUAUCCUAAUGGAACACCUGUUGGCUGCGGACGUUCUGAUUGGAGAGCAAGCAGCGUUACCAGUAGUUCCAGGGGGUUCAGUCAAUAAUAUCACUAACAAUGUGUGCUAUGUCGCCGCCAGAAUAGUAGACAAACUAUGGCAAGGUGCUCUGACGAAAGAUCCCCACGAGGUAUUCGAUUUUAUUGUGAAAUUAAUUGGACAAGCUAAGAGGCGGCCUGGUGCCGUUAACAUGGAAGGUUUGCAUCAUUGUUUGAACAGAACGAUUCUGUUCCUGUUAUCCCGAUCAACGGACUCAAUUGCUGAUCAAAUGGCUGUGUUGGAAGCGUUGCACAAACUCACAACGCAUAGACUGUUGGUCUUUGGCGCUGGUAAUCACGAAUUGGAAUUUAUUGGUUGCUUGACUUACUGUCUUUUACAACUUACGGCUGACGUAAAGAUCAUGCUAGACACAAACUUCAAGACCACGUGGCAUUUGAAUCCGCAAGUUGAAGCCAGCGACGACAGACUAACGUCGCAUCAGGGACACAACUUGAUGGCUGUCGCUGCGAUGAGAGUUUGGGAAGAGUUAUACGUAUGUAAGAAACCUGCCAUAGAAGAAGUUUUUAAAAUAACACUUCCAGCGCCUGUAGGACACGAGCGUGUACCGGAACUGUCUCUGGUAAGGGAUCAGCUGAACGAAGCUGCCACCAGGCUUUGGAUGAAUUACGUUGUUAUGGAAAGGAAAGCUUCGUACAGGGUGCCUUGGGAACUGCACAAUCAGAUACAGUCGAAAAUUCAAAAGGUCACUGGAGGCUUAACGAGACUGGCAAGCAGAACGAAAGUGAGGAAAGAGGAGUCUGUGCGUGUUAGAUUGCGUUUGCACCAAAAUACUGUCGCGCAAUGGACAGAGCAACACGUUGCACUAGUACGCGAAUUGGCUGCGGCGAAGAGAUUGCAAUAUAUACAAACCAAUCAGCAUACUCAAAGAUAUGUCUACCAAGAAUGGCUGCAAACGGAGACUGAAUUAACUAGGGAACGCGGUCUAUGGGGUCCACCUACAGCCACUAGGCUGGAUAAAUGGAUGUUAGACAUGACUGAGGGCCCAUGCAGAAUGCGGAAGAAGAUGAUGAAGAACGAGCUGUUUUACAUACAUUAUCCUUACCGACCUGAAUUAGAGCAUCCCGAUAACAAACAAUUGAAGUACAAAGUUGCGACGAGCACGGACAGCAAAGAGUAUUACUUGAAACAACUUGGCAAUUCUUCGGGUAUGUUUGAACGUGAACGAGAUCCUGUUAUCGAUGACACCCCGUUGAACGUUAAUGAGGCUUCCACGGAAAGCGAACCUCCCAUGGUGCCCUGCACAUUAGAACGUCACGCCAGUGAACCCGACGAAGUGACAGAAGAUAACGAACAGGAGGAGGAAAAUAAUCAGACUGUUCCAGACAAUCAAACUUUGAUACGACUAUUAGAGGAACACGAAAAGAUAAGUCACAUGUUCAGGUGCGCUAGGAUUCAAGGUUUAGACACAACGGAAGGUCUAUUACUGUUUGGAAAAGAACACUUCUAUGUGAUUGACGGAUUUACACUAUUGAAAUCCAGAGAAAUUAGAGACAUCGAGAGUUUGCCAGAAGCUUAUGAACCUAUCUUGCCCUCACCUGGGUCUCCUAGAAGGUCUAGAGCGAUGAGGCAGUGCUCGAAGUUCAAUUAUGAAGAUAUUAGGGAGGUACAUAAAAGAAGAUACUUGUUGCAACCGAUGGCACUAGAAGUGUUUAGCGGGGACGGUAGGAACUAUUUGUUAGCUUUCCCACUUAAAGUGAGGAAUAAGGUCUAUCAGAGAUUUAUGACAUUCGCAACAGCAAUAGCUGAUAGUGCACAGCAAUCAGUGGCUGGUCAAAGGAGAACUGCUAACGUGGAACAGGCUACAGGCCUACUUUCAAAUCUAAUCGGUGAAACCUCGGUUACCCAACGAUGGGUGAGGGGUGAAAUAUCGAAUUUCCAAUACUUGAUGCAUCUGAACACUUUGGCUGGUCGCAGUUAUAACGAUUUGAUGCAGUAUCCAAUAUUUCCAUGGAUAUUGGCCGACUAUGAUAGCGAAGAAUUGGACUUGACUGAUCCAGUGACGUUUAGGGACUUCGGUAAACCCAUGGGCGCGCAGAGCCCAGAACGAUUACUGCAGUUCAAGAAAAGAUAUAAAGAAUGGGAUGAUCCGCACGGUGAAACUCCGCCUUAUCAUUAUGGAACACAUUACUCUUCCGCCAUGAUAGUAUGUUCCUAUUUGGUGAGGAUGGAACCUUUUACACAACAUUUUCUCAGGCUACAGGGUGGACAUUUUGAUUUGGCAGACAGAAUGUUUAAUAGCAUAAAGGAGGCUUGGCUAUCCGCUUCUAAACAUAACAUGGCGGAUGUAAAAGAGCUUAUACCAGAAUUCUUCUAUCUCCCAGAAUUUCUUGUUAAUUCGAAUCAUUUUGACUUAGGUUCUAAACAAAGUGGUGUACAAUUGGGAGAUAUUGUACUUCCACCAUGGGCUAAGCAGGAUCCCCGGGAAUUCAUACGUGUGCAUCGACUUGCACUGGAAUGCGAUUAUGUGUCACAACAUUUGCAUCAAUGGAUCGAUUUAAUAUUUGGUUGCAAACAAAAUGGUCCCGCUGCGGUUGAAGCAGUGAACGUGUUCCAUCACUUAUUCUACGAAGGCAACGUUGACAUUUACAAUAUCGAUGAUCCCCUGAAAAAGAACGCAACAAUUGGAUUCAUCAACAAUUUUGGUCAGAUACCGAAGCAAUUGUUCAAAAAACCGCAUCCGGCUAAAAAGAUGACUCAGCGAACCAGUGUCAUUGAUCCUGGACCAAUUACUCCAGGCUUAAGUAUCACCACAUCCGAUAAAUUGUUCUUCCACAACCUUGACAAUUUGAAACCAUCGUUGCAGCCUAUCAAAGAAUUGAAAGGCCCUGUCGGCCAAAUACUCCACGUGGACAAAGCAGUGUUGGCUGUCGAACAAAACAAGACGCUGAUUCCGCCGUCGUACAACAAAUACGUUGCAUGGGGUUUUGCAGAUCACUCGCUCAGAAUAGGGAAUUAUGAUAGCGACAAAGCGAUGUUCGUUUGCGAGGCCAUGAUGCAGAGCAGCGGGGAGAUAGUUGCUUGUGUUUGUCCGUCUUCCAAACUGAUAGUAACCGCUGGCACAAGCUCCGUUGUAACCGUUUGGGAGUAUACCAAGAGGCAACUGUCCAUUAAACAGUGUCUCUAUGGUCACACCGACGCUGUCACGUGUUUGUCAUCCAGCCCAGCUUACAACGUGAUAGUAUCGGGAUCUCGAGACGGUACGGCGAUUAUAUGGGACUUGUCUCGGUGCUUGUUUGUCCGUCAAUUAAGAGGACACGCGGGUCCCGUGGCUGCGGUAGCUAUAAACGAAUUAACAGGAGACAUAGCAACUUGUGCAGCCACAUGGCUACACGUGUGGAGCAUAAACGGCGAGGAAUUAGCUAGUGUGAACACAUGUGUUGGCAGAGCUGAUAGAAUGCAACAAAUUUUAUGCGUAGCUUUUAGCCAGACACAUGAAUGGGACUCGCAGAAUGUUAUAAUGACAGGUUCGACAGACGGUGUAGCUCGUAUGUGGUCAAUGGAUUACGUGCAAGUGCCUGCAGAGGAGGAUAAGCCAGAGGAAGUCACUGCUACCAAAGAAAAGAACACAAAGUCCAGCAAGGCUGAGAAUCAAAGUGAAAGUACCAAGAAACGAGUACACGAACUGGUUAAGCAAAUGAGUAUAUCUCAGGAAGGUUCAGGUAUGCUCGCGAAAAGUGGAUCAGAAAGUAGUCUCUCAGAGGCAGAAACAUCGAAAGAAGCUUUGAGAUUGCACGAGGAGAAGGAAGAAUGCUCGGACAACGAGUCGAGCAAUGGUUCUAGCAACAAACCAUCGCCACAGAAUAACAGCACACAUACUGUCGUUCUCCGAAGAAAAAGUCGCGGAAAUCCUAUGUUUAGAAAGAGCGAGGGUGGAGGUCGUGCAGACAGUGAGGGUACACAAACUAGCGAAUUAUCUAGCACUACUGGAGGGGAUUCUGAGGGCGCCCUGCGAGCCAGUAAAAGCGAUACAAGCUUGACGGACAGCUUUGUGAUGGUCACAGAAGCUGACACUAAGCCUAAGAGGAUUAAUCCACAGAACGUCUUAAGAGAUGGUUUCAAGUGGCAGCGGCAAUUAGUGUUUAGAAGUAAAUUAACAAUGCACACUGCAUAUGAUCGGAAGGACAACGCAGAACCGGCGUCUAUAACGGCCCUCGCAGUUUCGAGAGAUCACAGAACAGUGUACGUAGGAGACACAAGAGGAAGGGUGUUUUCGUGGAGCGUGUGCGAGCAACCGGGUCGCACAGUUGCCGAUCACUGGCUAAAGGAUGAAGGCGCCGACUCUUGCGUUGGUUGCGGAGUUAGAUUUAAUCUGUACGAGAGAAGACACCACUGUCGCAAUUGUGGACAAGUGUUUUGUUCAAAAUGCAGCCGAUUCGAAUCGAAAAUCUCGAGGCUAGGAAUACUGAAGCCUGUUAGAGUGUGUCAGGGUUGUUAUUCGUCACUGCGCUCCCAGCUGUCCGCCGAGAGCAGCACCUAAUUUAGCGGUAUAUUCUACGGUUUCGUUUAAGUGACCGGAUCGAGGGUGGGUACAACUCGAAUGUACAUAAUCACGGGUAUCCUCUCCAUGUCUUUACCUGAACCUUUUCCCCAAGGUAAACCUGAACAUGCAUUUCGUUCCGUUCUCGCGUGAUAUAUCUUGGGCUCUCUUGCAUUUCGACCAACACAGGAAGAAACUCUGAUCGCUGCAUUUCAGUUUACGACGUCCGGUCCCCUUAUUUUUUUCUCUACGGUGAUUAUUUCUCUUUGUUGGUGAACCACUUGGUACAUCCCUGUCGAUCCUACGAAAUCACGUCCCUCUGCGUACUUCUGACUUAUGAUAGAAACCGUCACACACAAUAAUCUAGCAUAAUUCCUAUGGAAAAUCGGCCUGCUUUGCUUCAUCGACAGGUUUGUGGUAGUUGUCUACCCCAAAAAUUUACCAAACAUUGGGGAACCAAGUUAGAACAGUGCAAACGUGUUCUCUGUGUGUCUCUAAAUUUCGAUAAUUUUCUGGCGUUUCUCUGCGUUGCGUGUAUCUUGGUGUUCUAUAUGUCUGAGAGCAAUGUGUACAGUCUUUUUGUAUGUUGCAUACUCGAUACACCUAUAUAUUAUUAAUUUUUAAACAAAAAUUGAUAAAAGCUUCUGUGCACGUGAACGUGUGCGCAGCGAAAUUUAUUUAAGAUGCAAUCUGUGAUUACUUUCUUUCCUAUUUUAACAAAUUUAUGAUGAAUAAAUUUGCGUUGGUCAUUGACAAUUAUACAUACAUAUAGAGAAGAAUGUUAAUAGUAUUAGACAAUUGAUUUCCCUAUCAGAACGAUUACGGCGGUUCUCGUAUCUGACUGUAUUAGACGGUUAAUUGUUAAUAUUUAUUUUAAAUUAUAGUAGAAUAAUAUACAAAAUGUCAAUAUUGUUAAUGGAAAAAUAUAAGAUUGAAUAUUUAUCAGAUUUACCAACCAAAGAAGAAAUACAUAUAUGUAUACAUAUAUGUAUGUAUAUGUGUGUGUACACAUGAAAAAUAUACCGUGUAUUAUUUAUACUGCUCUUUUUAUAUUACGUUUUACUUGGAAUAGCUGUUCGAUAAAACGUUUGUUUCUUUCUUUACGGUAACGUGUCGUGUACAUAAUGCAAUAAUAAUACGCGGUGUAAUUGAUUCUAAGGAAUAUCGAAGGUAUAUAAUUUAUUAUUGCAUCGUGAAAUGGACAAGUCUUUUAUUUUUCCAUUUUGUAGAAUCGGCGGAAUUUCAACGGUUUAGAAAUGAAAAGGAAAAGAAAGAGCCAAGCAUAUAAUAUGGAUUACGAUUCCUGAAGGGAGGGACAUGCAAUUGCAGUGCACCGCGUUGUGAUCCGCUGCCUAUGCAGGUGUAAAACUCGUAACUUUAUAAUAGACAAUACCUUUAAUUACGUAAAAGUGUUAUGGCAUAACUGUAAGUUGGUUAAAACGAAACCAUAGACUCUAAAACCAGCAGUAAAAUACAGUAAGCAAUGUAAUAAAUGUGGAAUACACUCAUUUGUUCACAGAGUUGAUAUAUGCAUAUACAAGAUGUUCAACAACAUGUGAUAGACACUUCAGAAGGUGGUUCUACAAACUGAAAUAAAAUUUCAGCCUCGUUCUCAAAUUGUUAUCGUGUAGAUUAAUAAUUUGAGUACAAAGACUCAUGACUUAUCUUUGCAUGUAGAAUCACCGUUUAAAAUUACCUAUGCUGAAACACCUUGUAUACCUGUGUAUGUAUAUAUCGUGAACGUGUCUGUAAAAUUAAUUGUGAAGGCAGAAGUAAAAUUAAAACAAAAAUAUGCGCGUUCUUGGAACAAGUAUUUUAUAACAUUUUGAAACGACAAAGAAUGCAAUCCAUUUCCUCAGAAGAAAAUUGAUUUGAAACGAUUAGAAUCGAUCCAUGAAAUCUACUGAACUAAUCGUACAAGGAAAUUUGUAUAAAUAUGAAGAUUGCGGUAUCGAAAGAUUACAGAAAAGAGAAAGAGAGAGAGAGAGAGAGUAAAAAAGAAACAGAUAGAGAAAGCAUUGUCUCCCUAUACGAAUAACAAGUUCUACCGUUUGUAUUCUAUCGAUACACUUCCAUUUUUCUAAAGGCACAAAUUUUAUAAAGAUCGAGGAAUAGCGCUGACAAAAAGAAAUCGAGCACGAGGUGAACGAAGUUCAGACACGCUGCGGAGUGUUGUUUCAACGUGGUACUUUAAUGUUAACUAGUAUCGCCGUUGCUAGUCAAAUAAAGAAAGAGAAAGAUAAUUUGUUCAUACAUCUCUUUCUAUUGUUUCCAAUUGUUAGUACAAUGUCUUAUCAUCUCAUCUGAGUUAAAAUUAAAUUGCGACAGUCUUUAUUUAGACAGCUGAAUUCCUAUGAGAUGGACCGAUAAAUAUCUUCAACUGUGUGAGAAACAAUGCGUACAAUUGAAAAUGAAAGUGAGUGGUGUAUGAAUACUUGUUUCUCUCAUUGUGUAUAAUCAGCACAAUAUCUAGUAUGCAUUCUUUCUAUAAGAAUGCGUUUGAUACGAAGCUCAGAGAAAAUAGAAAAGUGCUGGAGACGUUACUCGCAUAGAGGUCCCCAAGUGUAACUCAUACUUUUUGAUUAGCCUUUACACAAUAGUAAAGCUCCAAAUACUGAAGCUAAUGGUACUCGUUUUGGGGGACGCACGGUUAAUAUUUUUUGAAAUAUGUGACAUCAAAGUUACGUAACCGAUAUUACAUACAUAUAGAAUGUAACGACGUUUUUCCUCCAGCAGCCUGUGCCGAACAUUUACAUUAAAUAUCUUAAAGAUCAUUAACUGCCUGACCUCAAAAGCAGGUACCAUUAGCUUCAGUAUUUAAAGCUCUACUAUUGUGCAAAGGCUGGUGGAAACGUCAGAGUUACACUUGGGGAUUUCUCCUUGUGAGUGAGGUUCAAGAAAAUAUUGAGAAAAAUCUCUAAAUUAUGCAAGACGCAUAAAAUUAAAAAGAGUUACCACGUAUCUUAUGCAAAUAAUAUCUGUGUGUCAUUAUUACAUGCCAGUUCUAAUAAAACAUUGCCAAUUAUCUUUACUUUUGUACUUCUACUUAUACACAAACAAAACAAAGCUUAUAAUUAAUUGUAUGAUGGAAUUGGAGAGCUUGCGCUUGAUUCUGAUCAAAAAAUAUAGAUCUUAAUUUAUCGCGAUUAACAAAGGCAACGCGAACAAUGUAAAAUUAUUUGAGGGAUAGGACGAACCUAAUUCAAAGGAGAAUGCAUUAUUUUUUUAAAAGAAUUACAGUUGCAGAUAAUUAUACGUAAAUUUGGAACCAAGUAAUUAUUUUACCGUGUAGAGAACUAAGUAUAAUUUCUAGUCACGUGAAUGUCCGGGAUUUUUUAAUUGUUUACUUUGAUGCAUUGGAACAAAAGUUUUCAGUUAAUAGUUUCCAACAGUAUUAUUUGUAAUCAUAUUGAAAUGCGCUGGUGUCUGUGUACCACAUGUAUUAUAAAAUAGAACUUUACAUACAUUUUAUUGUGUAUUUUAUUACGAUGCAUUUUACAAACUAGAAGAGUGAUGCUCUCUAUUAAAAAAACAUGUAUUAAAUAACGAAAGAAUUUUUCAAUUUAUUUAUCAAUAUAAAAAUAGAUUUACUACAUUCCUAAUAUAAUAUAAUUUUUUAUAUAUACUUGACUUAUUUUUUAACGAUAUUACAAAACUGUUAAAUGUUAGUUUACAUAAUUCUUUCUUACAAAAAGCAGAGAUCAGAUGACAAAAGCCUUUCUAAAAAAUUAGUAUAAGAUCAACACAACUGCUGUUGCUCAGUGGCCAGCACAACACCUUUUCUUGCCUCCUUACAAUCGAAGCUUUAAGAUUUGCAAGUACAGAGCCUGAAGAAGAUGAAAUUGAUCCUUAAUCAGUGUGUAUUCUGCUGGAAGUUCAAUCAUCGUAACAUCUCAAUUUCCAGGUUCUAAUAUCAGCAGUUCUGACUUACAUUGCUGGGAACAGCUUAGGAAUAAUAGAAGAUAUACAUCAUGGGAUUGGAAAUUUUGAACAAGGCCAAUUGGGAUUGAAAAGUCCAUUCCUAGCAAUGAUUCUUGUCUUUGUAGUCGAAAGAGUUCAAGGACAUGGAUCUUGAAAUUCUGAAUGGAUUAGAACACAGGCACCAACAUGUUGAGCUGCUAUAACUUAGAAUAAAUUAAUUGACAAUGUCGUCGAGAAGUUGUUAUACUAGAAUGGACUCCUGGAUAUUACAGAAGGCAAGAGAAACAGGCAGAUCGAAUUGAUUAGUUUGUUUACAUAGUUGUAACGAUUACAAGACUUCCCAAGAGACUGUCAGAAAAUACUGUUGCAUUAAGGGUACAUCAGAUUGUAUUUUCUUAAUGUCCUCUUAAGUGCUACGAAUGAGAAGGCCACUGCUAAUUUUGUGACACUGUGUAUUAGUAUUCGUAUCCUGUUAGUGUUUGAUCCUGGAUUGUAUAUACAUAUAGGAGUGUACAAAAAAAGCAGAAGACAUUGAAGAGUAUUAAUUAUCCGUAGAGAUGUAUAAUAGAUAGAGAUUAGGAAAAACGAUCCGAGGGAAUGUUCGAAUAAACAAUGUUGAAUCCGGGUAUGUAUGAGUUUGAACGCGUGUGGUUCCAUGCAUAUGCGAGUAUACGUUUCCCACCCGACAGAGGAAUUACAUAUAUGUAUACAUACAUACUAGUCAUCAUCGUAUAUGUACACUGUAUGUAAGUAGCUCUAUUGUAUUGUUAGUCGCUAGUCAAAAAACAUUGUAUAGUAAAUUCUGAUUGGUACAAUUAUAUUAAACUGGUCAAAGUUGUAA